AUUUGCGUGACAUAUGCAGUCAAAGCUGUAGAUUAAUUAUGAACAUAUUAUAAGCGCGAGGUCAUUAAUUAUUAAGCCGUCGUACAUCUCAUUAUUAUUAUGAGUCGUCUGUAGCCAAAGACUUCUGAAGGAAUUGACGACAAAGGUUAAAAUACAGUAAUAUUUGAGGUAAGAUAGACAUAAAGAGUUUCUAUGGAAGUUUUCAGUCUCAAUAUUGACACGAAACUGAAAUGAAUAUUUUUCAAUCGCGUCAUUUUCGAGAAUUCAAAAUUGUGCUUAUUCUCUUAGGACUAUGGCCGUCUCAGCCACCCCUUCAACGAAACUGCACACGAUUUGUAGUGAUACUGGCUAUUUUAAGUAUACUGACUCCAAAGAUGAUCAAGUUUAUAAAAUUAAUUCACGAUAUCGACGGCGCAAUUGAAUGUUUGCCGAUGAUAAUUGUCCAUCUUGUAAGUCUGACUAAAUAUUUAAAUUGGAUUUUAAAUGCAAAUAAGCUAAAAACAUUAUUUGCACUUAUGGAACGUGAUGGUGAAAUUUUGGAAGUCGAUCAGGAUAUUAAAAUCAUGGAAGAUUGGCUAGAACGAAUACGAAGUGUUGGUGCCACUUAUACAACUGGCAUAUUUUCGGUCCUCGGAACGUUUCUCGUUUCACCGGCGAUUCCAAAAAUAAUGGACAUAAUAAAUCCUUUGAACGAGUCUCGGCCUCUGAUAAAUCUGUACGAAACGGAAUAUUUUGUUGACCAACAAAAAUACUACCUUUAUAUAUUGUUGCAUGCAUAUAUGACCGUACCCAUUUCCGUAGCUGUUCUUGUGUACUUCGAUAUUUUGCUUGGGACUCAUGUUUAUCAUGCCUGCGCUAUGUUCAAAAUACUCAGAUCAUAUUUAGAAACAAUCCAUCUUGAUAUUCAUAAUAUAACAGAUCGUGAUCAGAGAAAAUCUGAAAUAAUUAACAGGAAAAUAAUUCAUUGUAUUACUAUACACAAAAACACGUUAGAAUUUACUGAUGAAUUAGAAUCAUCUUACAGCACUGCUUGGCUAAUAAUGUUAACAUUAUGUACUUUUGUAAUUACUCUUACUGGAACAGUGGCAGUUAUGAAACUAGACAAGCCAAUGGAUGCAAUUAAAUAUAUUUCAUUCUCAUCAGGCAAUGUUUGUCAUCUUUAUUACACUACUUUUCAGGGACAACAGCUUAUAGAAGAAAGUACAGCAGUAUUUCAUUCAGCUUACUUUUCUGAUUGGUAUAAUAUUCCGCCUCAAUACCAACGACUUCUAAUUCCAAUAAUGAUAAGAAGCAUGGCACCCUGCAAAAUUUCAGCAGGAAAUAUAUUUAUUUUGUCCAUGGAUUUAUUCAGUUCCGUAAUUCAAAAAGCCAUGUCCUUUUUUACUCUCCUGUCAUCAAUGCGUUAAACGCGUUAUGAAUAAUUGUAGAAUUAGAAAAGUGUAAUAUAUUGUUAUUGUAUUAGUAAAAAAUGUAAUAGACAAUUAGUAAAUAUGUAGAAGUAUGUUUUUGACAUUUAUAUUAAUAAAUAUUUAGUAUUGAGUAAUCAAGUAUUGAUAAUUAUAAAAAUAGAUAAACUAAAAAAAUAUAAAAUAAACUGACUGCCAACAUCUUCAAAAAAAUGUGUU
Messenger RNA from Microplitis mediator, 1625 nucleotides. Its product is annotated as odorant receptor Or2-like. Gene Ontology annotation, biological process: sensory perception of smell; detection of chemical stimulus involved in sensory perception of smell. The record is from RefSeq and is a predicted model, not a curated record. Gene Ontology annotation, molecular function: olfactory receptor activity; odorant binding. Gene Ontology annotation, cellular component: plasma membrane. The coding region runs from base 231 to 1406 and encodes 391 amino acids. The transcript has 9 exons. NCBI's taxonomy places the organism in Eukaryota, Metazoa, Arthropoda, Insecta, Hymenoptera, Braconidae.